GUCAAUGAUACCGUCCCAAAUCUUGUCGCAAAUCUUGUCGCGAUCCUGCAAAGCGUCCAGUCAGUACUAUGUCGCCUGUAGAGAUGCUGUUUGCCAAUGAGCGUUCCUCGAGCACGUUCGAGGAGAUCCCGGUAAUCGACUUCUCGAAUGCUAACAGCACGGACCCAAUCGUGCGGAGAGCGCUUGCGGACCAGAUGCGAGAUGCCUGCGUGAACGUCGGGUUCUUCUACAUAAAAAAUCACGGCAUCCCGGAACCCGUUAUCGAGAAGACUGUGGACAGCGCGAAGGAGUUUUUUAAGCUACCGCUCGAGACAAAGAUGGAGCUCGAUAUCCACAAGACCCCGAACUUCAAAGGUUACACCGCCCUUCUCGGCGAGAACACGAACCCGGAAAACCGAGGAGACAUGCACGAAGGUUUCGAUAUCGGAUGGUCCGAUGAAGAAGCGCCGGGAUACACAGGCGCCGCCCGGACGGAAGGCGCUAUGAGCGGUGGUAAUGUUUGGCCCGACGAGAAGCUGCUUCCGGAAUUCAAGGGCAAGGUCCUCCAAUACUAUCAUGCGGCCAUUGACCUUGGCCAGACCUUGUUCCGUCUUUUCGCCCUAGCCCUCGAUCUUCCGGAGAAUUUCUUCGACGAUAAGACAACAAAACCUGCUGCUAUCAUGCGGCUCUUAUAUUAUCCUCCUCAGACCGGUGUCGUAGACGACCGCGUCAUCGGCAUCGGUGCUCACACCGACUAUGAGUGCUUUACGAUCCUCUGGCAAGAUCCCUCCGUUCAGGCUCUCCAGGUGCUCAAUGCGGAUGGGAAAUGGAUAGAUGCGGUUCCUAUCCCGGGCACUGUCGUCCUGAACAUCGGAGAUCAACUCGCCCGGUGGACAAACGACGUCUUCAAAUCAACGAUGCAUCGCGCCGUGAAUCGCUCGGGCGUCGAACGAUAUUCUAUUCCCUUGUUUUUCGGCACCGACUACGAGGUGAAACUUGAGGCUCUCCCAUCAUGCGUCUCGGAUGACAAUCCUCCGAAGUACGAGGUGGUUACUGCGGGAGAGUACGUGCAGUCGCGCCUUGAGGCAACGUACGCGCAUUCGAAGAAACCGUAAGGACACGGUUCAUCCGAUUUUCCUGCUCAAGCGAAGUACAGCCUCCUCAAUACCAGCAAAUGUUAUUUAGAGCGGUACACGAGCUUUGAUCCAGCAACUCCGAACAUCAUCGACGAAGAGCACUAUGAGUAAGUAUAAACUGCCUUUCUGAGCCCUGCCUAUAGGCAUUGCGACUGUGAACGCGAUCAUGAGCGCAUGCACCGGGCAGAAAGUCUACACGCACGUAAUAGGCGUUAAGUACCGUGCAUGUUGUUCCGGACGUGCAAGUUGUGCUAUUGACGGAUGAUCAGUCGUUCAGUGUUCCGGGUUUUGAGAUGUUACUCACGACCCCGUCCAACCAAU
Molecule: messenger RNA, 1436 nt
Organism: Punctularia strigosozonata HHB-11173 SS5
Lineage: Eukaryota; Fungi; Basidiomycota; Agaricomycetes; Corticiales; Punctulariaceae
Product: Clavaminate synthase-like protein
Exons: 11
Coding region: 69-1094 (341 amino acids)
Source: RefSeq, a predicted model, not a curated record